Molecule: messenger RNA, 778 nt
Organism: Strongylocentrotus purpuratus (purple sea urchin)
Lineage: Eukaryota; Metazoa; Echinodermata; Echinoidea; Camarodonta; Strongylocentrotidae
Product: protein dimmed-like
Exons: 1
Coding region: 9-734 (241 amino acids)
Molecular function (GO): protein dimerization activity
Source: RefSeq, a predicted model, not a curated record
GUCUUGCCAUGAGAUCGCACGAACCCAUCUAUGUGACGCAAAACAAUCACGACAGCUCAAAUGCCGUGGUGUGCAGUAUCCCUUACACCGGCUACGUGACAAACGGUUCUUAUUUUGAUUACGUGACACCGCAAGUGAUUGACGAUACGUGUGCAUCGUCGAUGGUUUCGUCAACCUCCGCCCAGGGUGUUUACUCGUCUUCGUGCCCCUCGUCGACAAGGAUGCGUAGCGCGGUCGGGAGGAAGCCGUCGAAGGGACCGGACGGCAUACGGCGGUACAGCAGCCGACGGAAGACAUACGAGCGACGCGACCGCAUUAAUUCGCGGGAGCGUGACCGCAUGCAUCAGCUUUGUGAUGCGUUCGAGAGGCUUCGUCAGGUGCUUCCAUGCAAGCGGCUCAAGCAAGGACCACAUCGUCAUAGGCUUAGCAAGAUCGGCACCCUUGUCCUUGCCCAGAAUUAUAUUCGAGCCUUGGAAGUGAUGCUGCAGGAAAGUCCGGACGACACAUCAGUGUCAACGGCAGAACUAGACGUUAAUGGAUUCAGCACGUCUCAGAACAGCAUUGCGAAUCAACCCAAUGGCAGUUCAAACACCUACUAUCAUGUCGACGAAAGCACAGAGCUUGAGAUCGGGGAGUUUUGCGCCAUUCCGUCUUCGUUCAACGCCGCUCAAAUUAACCCCCAUUAUACACAAGAAUAUUACAGAACGGAGUCUACAAUUCAAUAUCAGUAUUGAACAAGAGAUACACAGAGAUAAGAAUAAGGAUCCACAAGAAUCAU